Molecule: messenger RNA, 850 nt
Organism: Sarcophilus harrisii (Tasmanian devil)
Lineage: Eukaryota; Metazoa; Chordata; Mammalia; Dasyuromorphia; Dasyuridae
Gene: TRMT112
Product: tRNA methyltransferase subunit 11-2
Exons: 4
Coding region: 92-739 (215 amino acids)
Biological process (GO): rRNA (guanine-N7)-methylation; peptidyl-glutamine methylation; tRNA methylation
Molecular function (GO): protein heterodimerization activity
Source: RefSeq, a predicted model, not a curated record
GUAGGAGAACGCAUGCGCACAGUGGCCCGACCACGCGCUCGGUACCGCCCUCUUGCAGCAUCAGGAAGCUGAGCCCCCGGCUCCCGCGCGGAUGCAGCUGCGCAUGCGCAUCUGGUUUGAACUGUGUUAUUUACAUCUAGAGGCAGGAAAACGAGAAGUUUCCGGAACUAACAGCAGCAGCUCCCGCAACAUCCUGUUUGAGGAGGAGGGUGCCCCGCCUCUCACGGAAGUGGAUGGUGGGCUGGGAGAGGGAGAAAGGCUUCUCCAGUGGCCGGGGCCGCUGACUGGAAGAAGGAAGUGGCGCACGGAAGGUGCCGGCCCGGUUCCGGUUCCGGUGCGGGUGCGCGCGCAGGCGGGGAUGAAGCUGCUGACCCACAACUUGCUGAGCUCCCACGUGCGUGGGGUGGGGCCCCGGGGCUUCCCCCUGCGCAUCCAGGCCACCGAGGUCCGCGUGAGCCCCGUGGACUUCAACCCUGACUUCGUGACGCGCAUGAUCCCCAAGAUGGAGUGGACGGCGCUGGUGGAAGCGGCCGAGAGCCUGGGCCACCUGUCAGAGCUGCCCCGGGAGCUGGCCGAGGGCUACGAGAAGGACGAAGAGUUCCUGCGGAAGGUCCACCACGUCCUGCUGGAGGUGGAGGUGGUGGAAGGCACUCUGCAGUGUCCGGAGUCGGGCCGCCUGUUCCCCAUCAGCCGAGGGAUCCCCAACAUGCUGCUGAGCGACGAAGAGGCGGCGUCCUAGGCCGCAGCCGCCGCCCCCCACCCCCCUCCCGUAUCCCAGACCACACAGAGCCUGGGAGAUGGGAUGAUUGCCGUUAUAUUUUUUUUUCCUCAUUAAAGGUUCAAAACUGAA